Lingula anatina is the source of this 4787-nucleotide messenger RNA. RefSeq names its product N-sulfoglucosamine sulfohydrolase-like. Gene Ontology annotation, biological process: glycosaminoglycan catabolic process; heparan sulfate proteoglycan catabolic process. Lineage: Eukaryota; Metazoa; Brachiopoda; Lingulata; Lingulida; Lingulidae. Gene Ontology annotation, molecular function: N-sulfoglucosamine sulfohydrolase activity. The record is from RefSeq and is a predicted model, not a curated record.
GGCCGAAAUUUCGAAAAACGGGUAGUUUUCACAAGUCUUGCCAAGUUUUUGGAGUGCAAGAGCUAAUAGGAAACGAGACCCAUGGAAAAACGAAAGGAAGAUGACAGAUGGAAAAAGCUUGUUGAUAUUUCUCCUCCAUGUCACCGUAAUUUCCACUGUUGACUCCAAGAAAAACAUUUUGCUUAUCAUUGCUGAUGAUGCAGGCUUUGAGUCACAAAUCUACAACAACACAGUAUGCAAGACUCCCAACCUAAACCGCCUAGCCCAACGAAGUGUGAUCUUCCAAAAAGCUUUCACUUCUGUGAGCAGUUGUUCACCAAGCAGGUCUUCCAUAUUGACUGGACUUCCACAGCAUCAAAAUGGCAUGUAUGGCCUUCAGCAUGGUGUCCACCACUUCCACUCCUUUGAUGGAGUGAAGAGUCUGCCUCUGAUCUUAAGGCAGUCUGGGAUAAGAACAGGUAUCAUUGGAAAGAAACAUGUUGCUCCAGAAUCAGUUUAUCCCUUCGAUUUUGAGAGAACAGAAAUGAACAACAGCAUCAACCAGGUGGGGAGGAACAUCACACACAUCAAACUCCUUGUGAGAGAGUUUCUUACUCAGAAGGAUGACAGACCUUUCUUCCUAUACAUUGGUUUCCAUGAUCCACAUCGUUGUGGUCACACUAGUCCCCAGUUUGGACCAUUCUGUGAGAAGUAUGGCAAUGGUCAAGCAGGCAUGGGUGUCAUUCCAGACUGGACUCCUGUCAAGUAUGACCCUGACCAAGUCAUUGUCCCUCCCUUCGUACAAGACACCCCAGCUGCCAGGCAGGACAUAGCUGCCCAGUACACCACCAUUAGUAGGAUGGACCAAGGUAUUGGUCUUAUCAUGAAGGAGCUGACAUCUGCUGGAUUUGGUGAUAACACAUUGGUAAUAUACAGCUCAGAUAAUGGCAUCCCAUUUCCCAAUGGCAGGACCAAUCUGUAUGACUCUGGCAUGACGGAACCCAUGCUGGUGUCUUCACCACAUCAUAGCAGGAGAUGGGGACAGGUUUCAGAGGCAAUGGUCAGCCUGACAGAUAUAGUCCCCACAACACUAGACUGGUAUGGUCUCCAAUACCCAAAUUACAGUAUAUUCCACCACAAAGAAAGGACCCAGCUGACUGGACAGUCUCUGCUCCCGGUGAUGGAGGCUGAACCAAUCAAGGGCUGGGACACAGUGUAUGCUAGUCACAACUUACACGAAGUGACCAUGUAUUAUCCAAUGCGAGUGAUAAGAAAUAGAAACUACAAACUAAUUCAUAAUAUAAAUUACAAGAUGCCUUUUCCGAUAGAUCAGGAUUUUUAUGUUUCUCCAUCAUUUCAAGAUUUAUUAAACAGGACUAGGGUGGGUAAGGAUACCCACUGGUUUAAGUCAUUAAAACAGUAUUACUACAGAGCUGAAUGGGAGCUUUACAACAUUGUGAAUGAUCCAAGAGAGUUGCACAACUUGGCCAAAGAUCCACAGACUUCUUCAGUAUUUAAAGAAAUGAGACAUCAGUUGUCCUGGUGGCAGAACCAGACAGCAGAUCCCUGGAUAUGUGCCCCACACGGUGUGUUAGAAGACAGUGGACAUUAUCAAUCCGCCCCUCAGUGUUUAUCACUGGAUAAUGGACUGUAGACUCAUUAGACUUAACUGGUUUAUUUACAGUCAGCAUUCAUGCCACUGUAUUUAUUGUAUUAUAUUUUAUUAGAACUUUUUUGAACUGUUUUAAGAUAAAUUUUAUAUUACUGAAAUCAAAAGGACUCCUCAGGAUUUUUUUAAACAGAAAACAAGGCAGCAAAGCUGUCAAAUGUACAGACACAAAGCAGAAAAAGAUGUUGCUAGUGCAGAAUGCAGUUUUUAUGUAUACGUAUACAUAUUCAUAUAUAUGUCAAAAUUUAUACUAUUGCAUUUAUUGUAUUAUAUAUUUAUAUCAUAUCAUAAACCCCAUCUUAGCACAAAUUUAAAAGAAACCAUAUACAACUAUUUCAAGAUAACUAAUAGUGACUCAAACUUAUUCUAGGAUUUAUUACAGAUAAAAAAGCAUUUGUAGUUGCAAAAUUUUCAUACUAUGCAAACAUAAAGAGAUUAUUGAAAAUAAAUAUUGACAGAACAGAUCUUUUUACAACAGUCUGUACUGCAAUAUGUACCAUUACACAAUAAUUGUACAACAUUCUUGCUGAAAAAGUGACAAAGAUUGAUGGAAUCUAUUCUGCUACUUUAGUAUGUACAUUUGAGCAAUAUUAUGCUUGAAGACUACAAUAUUAUGCUUGAAGUUUGAAGACUACAUUAACAUGCCACAUGGACUGUACACUGUACGACAAAUGUGUUCACACAGUUGUGUGAAUGGUUUGUUGAUUGCAUUAACUCUCACAGGGGCAACGUCUGGGCAUGGGUUUUGCCAAGUGGCAGGCAUAUGAGUUUCUCCAAUGUUUGUCUUUUAGUCCGGGAUCCCAGAGGGUUGAGUAUGCCCGGAAAGAUCACCAAUUUUCAUGUUCCUGGCAAUGACCUACAUGGUUACCUAUAUAUGAAAAUGGGAGUCUGCCGUGUUUCCGGUGGUGGGUGUGGUCAGGGGGGUCCAAAACAUAGACCCCUCAAAUCCAGCUAGCAGGACUUUUUAGGGGAACCCUAAGAAACCCAUUGGGGGUCCUCCAGCAUGGCCUCAGGUAUUCCAAACGGAUACUGACAGACAAAUUGAGUGGUGGGGUGUGGCCGGCAGACCCUGAUUUAUAGGGGGUGGAAAUCCGGCUAGCAGGACCUAAAAGUUAACCCUUAUAAAAUAACUGGAAAAUGUUCCUUAGAGUCCCAGGGAGGUAAAAUGACCAACGACAGACAAUUUAAGUGGUGGGUAGUGCCCGGCAGACACACCCAAAGAGCCACACCCCUAAUGUACAGCUAGCUUGCCCUAAAAGUUAACCCUUAGAAAAUAACUGGAAAAUGUUCUUUAGAGUCCCAGGAAGAUAAAAUGACCAACGACAGACAAUUUAAGUGGUGGGUAGUGCCCGGCAGACACACCCAAAGAGCCACACCCCUAAUGUACAGCUAGCAUGCCCCAAAAGUUAACCCUGAAAAAAGAACUGGAAAAUGUUCCUUAGAGUCCCAGGAAGAUAAAAUGACCAACGACAGACAAUUUACAUGGUGGGUAGUGGCCGGCAGACACGCCCAAAGAGCCACACCCUAAUGUACAGCUAGCGGUACCAGUAAUGUAACUCUUUCAAAACAAGCUGGACAAUGUUCAGAAGAGUUCUAGGAUAUAGUACUGACCACUGCUAGACAAAUUUAGUGGUGGGUACUACCCAGCAGACACACCCAAAUGCCACACCCCUGAUGGUUAUAGGUGGCUCGUGUGCAAAAGUAUAUCGGCUUUUAAGCAAGCAUUGUAACAUAAAAGAAGAGGACAAUUGCAAAAUCUACACCGUUUGGAUAUUCGUAUCCUUAAGAAAGGUAAGUAUGAAUAACCUAAUUAUUUGUCAAAUCAUUCUAUUUAAUUAUAAUUAAACUUAUACAUCUACUAACCCUGUCGGGGUAGAAGUUUAAAAAGGCCUGAUACAAUGAUCAUAACAUUUUUGUCAAUGUCAGCUUAGUUCAGCUUUGUUUAUGUAAUGUGACACGGGUCAGAGACAAGCCAGCUGAUGAGAAUUCCGAGAAUUUCAGCUUGACCCACUUUGAGUGGUAAUUAAAGAAUCAUCAAACACUUAUCAAGGUUAGAAACAGAAGGGUAGAGGCAAUUCUAGCCCUUAAAACAAUCCAUGUAUUUAUGGAGUCAAAAGUAUUCAUCUAAGAUUACUUUCACAUAAACCAGAUAGCCAAGGAUAUCAGGCAACCAAGGUAAAAAUAUUUUUCUUAUAUUAAAGGCUUAUAUUUAUGAAAACAAGAUUGAAAUUUGCCAACCUCUUUGUAUUGAAAAUGCCACAUGGCUUGAACUUAUCUUGUCCCCAUCGGCAAUUGUUACAUAGAAUUUCUAUAUAACUUAACAUGCAGAUGAACAAGUUAAAAAUGAAUAAAAUAUUGUUAAUUGCAGCAUCAUUAUAUAAAAGUCCAGACAAAAUGUGACAGAAUGUUUCACAUAUUUUUCCAGAUAAAGAAGUUAUAAAUUUCAUAAUGGAAUCUGAAGAAAGAUCUUUAGGUUCUGAAAAUGAAAGCACACAAGAGCUUAUGUUUGGUGCACAACUUAACAUGCCUGUUGAUAGUAAUAUGGAGGUAUGUGUUUUUAGUUUCAUCUUUUCUACAUUAAAUAGUCAAAACAAGUGAUCAUUCAUGAUGUUCAUUAAUGUUAUUAUGAAGAUGUAAACAAACAAUUUGGUAUAAUGUUUUCUAAAAAUUAAUAAUAUCUGUAUUUUUUCAGUAGCAAUAUGUUUUUUUUUUGUUUCUAUAGAAAAUUUUCUUUAUCACAUUUCAGAAAACUGAUGACAUGCAUUCUCAACCGAAAUGCAUUUUUUGUUCUCAAGACAAAGAGGAGGAUGACAAAAUGAAAAUGUCGAAUGACCAGACAUUUUUAAGCAUUGAGAGAGCUGCAAACUCACACAAAGAACGAAAAGCAGACAUUUACCACAGAGUCACACAAAGCAUUUUGGUAAGUCAGGAAACUUCUUUUCCAUAUCACCCAUCAUGCUAUAUACAGCAGUUAAGAGACCCAAAGAACCACUACCCUCUUCGGAGCCUCCCAACAAAACAGCACACAUUGAGACAAGAAGCUUGAGUACAAUGCCAAAAUCAGAUGACCAGGGUCUUCUAAAAGGCACAUGCAUUUUUUGUGGAAAGGCACGUAAAAAGAGAAGGGGAAAAGAAGAAC